Epithele typhae is the source of this 966-nucleotide messenger RNA. RefSeq lists its product as uncharacterized. The record is from RefSeq and is a predicted model, not a curated record. The coding region runs from base 1 to 966 and encodes 321 amino acids. The transcript has 8 exons. Gene Ontology annotation, molecular function: hydrolase activity, acting on ester bonds. Lineage: Eukaryota; Fungi; Basidiomycota; Agaricomycetes; Polyporales; Epitheliaceae.
AUGUCUCCUCUCGCUGCGUUUAUUGCGACGCUUCUAGCUUUCUCCGGGCUCGCUGCAGCUGCUUCGUCCCAGGGCACCCACAAGUUCAACUGGCGGAAGACCAAAUACUUCUAUGCGUUCGGGGACUCUUACACAUUUGUGCAGGGAACUGAGGGCCACGCCAACUUCAGCUUCAUAGGCGACGCGUUCGACUUCUCGUUUACCCCACAACAACUGCUGCAGAAUGAGAUAAUCCCGAAGAACACAAGUUCAGACGGAUCUAACUGGACGGAGUUCCUUACCGGUUGCUUCUCCGGGAAACCCUCGGCAUGUUCACGACAACUUUGGAACUUUGCAUUCGCGGGUGCUGACAUCAGCAAAGACCUGCUUCCUCUGCAUCACGAUUACACGGUUGCCCUUGUCGACGAGGUGGUGCAGUGGGAAAAAUACGCCUCCCACGUCGUACCGCACCCGCCCGACGAGACAGUCGUAGCCUGGUUCAUCGGCAUCAACGACACCGGAGACACGCAGGCGAACACCACCCUCGACUUCCCGACAUUCUGGGAGCAGGAGAUGGAGGCUCUGUUCGGUGCCGUUCAAAACGCGUACGCCCACAACCUCCGCGGCGCGUACCUCUUCAUCAACGUCCCCACCUUGGACCGCUCUCCCGGCGCACUCGGGAAGUCGCCCGCGGCCAUCGCGACGUACGCGCAGCACAUCGCGGACUACAACGCCGCUCUGGCGACGCACCAGGCUGCGUUUGCGGACGCGCACCCGGACAUCACCGUCGUUUCGUUCGACGCCAACAAGUGGUUUGGGGAGGUCCUCGACAACGCCGAGGCCUUUGGCUUCACGAACAUCACCGGCUUUUGCCAGUGCACGGACCCGGGUUUUUUCUGGUACAACACAGGGCAUAUCACUGAGCACGUCCACCGCCUUAUGGCGGGAGCGAUUCGGACCGAGCUCAUGCGUGCGUCGCAGGUCUAG